Chiloscyllium plagiosum (whitespotted bambooshark) is the source of this 4906-nucleotide messenger RNA. Lineage: Eukaryota; Metazoa; Chordata; Chondrichthyes; Orectolobiformes; Hemiscylliidae. The record is from RefSeq and is a predicted model, not a curated record.
UCUACUAGCUCCGUCGCUGAAUUGGCCAAGUGCAGCUGUGUGUGUGAUUUAUAUUAUAUAAAUAUAACGAGUAAGAGAGAGGGACAGGCAACCUCCAGGAUUUCGAAUCCUUGGCCUUGAGCUCAGGCUUUGUGCAACAAUCAGCACCAGCCCAUGUCUGACCUGCCUACCCUGAACUAGCGAUACACGGCAUGGCUGGAGUUACAUUGUUAACAAGAAGGGGAUACGUUAUGUGCCAAUUCAAGCAGGGUCAAUGUUAACAGCAGGAAUGUUAACAUUGUGUUCGAGAAAUGUUCACACGAUGCCAUAAGUGGACGUAUGCGAGCAAAGAAGAGGCCUCCUAGUUUUGAAGGAUCGAUGGAUAACAACCCUCCACUGAGAUCAUCUGGAAGACAGGUCAAGAAGAAAACUUUUGAAACUGAGGAAGAGGAAGAGGGUUCUGAAAAAAAAUAUAGGAAGUGUGAAAAAGCUGGCUGCAGUGCAACAUAUCCUGUUUGUUUUGCAAGUGCUUCAGAGAGAUGUGCUAAAAAUGGUUAUACAUCACGUUGGUACCAUUUAUCUUGUGGGGAACAUUUCUGCAAUGAAUGCUUUGAUCAUUGUUACAGAAGCCACAAAGAUGGAUAUGAGAAGUAUGCAACUUGGAAAAGAAUUUGGACCAGUAAUGGCAAAAGUGAACCUAGUCUGAAAGCAUUUAUGGCUGAUCAGCUGGUUCCUUACUGGGUACAGUGUACUAAGUCAGAUUGUGCAAAAUGGCGUCAGCUAACAAGGGAUGUCCAGAUGACAACAACAUCUGCAAAAACAUACCGUUGCGGCCUGAAAACCCAUAACACUGUUAAGAGUGAAAAUUCAGAUCCUUGCUCUUUGUCUGAAGACAUGCGAGUGAGUGAAGUUGGAGAUGGUAAGUGGUAUUCCAUGCUCAUUGUGCCUCCACUGCUGAAGGACAGCCCAGCAGCCCCCUUUCUUGGUGCUUACUAUCCAGACUGUGUGGGCAUGAGUCCAUCCUGCAGCAACACAAAUCGUUUCCACAAUGAGUUCUCCAGCAUGAAGAUGAUCUCCUCAGAGCACAGUAAAAAAAAUGUGCAGUCACCAGGCUGGCCACCACCACUUGAAAAUCCAAACAAACACAAACUGCAGUCUGACCGUUGUAGGCCCAGGCAGAUGAUCUGCAUUGCAGGAAUGAGUCCUUACUUCCAACCUUUCUAUCAACCCAACGAAUGUGGAAAAGCCCUUUGUGUGAGACCAGAUGUGAUGGAACUGGAUGAGUUGUAUGAGUUUCCUGAAUAUUCCCGGGAUCCUACAAUGUACUUAGCAUUGAGAAAUCUAAUUUUGGCUCUUUGGCAUAUUAAUUGCAAAGAGGUUCUUACUCCACAAAAGUGUGCAAACCAUAUAGUUGUUCGAGGGCUUGUUCGUAUUCGUUGUGUCCUGGAAGUGGAGAAGAUUUUAUAUUUUGUGACAAGAAAGGGCUUGGUCAACACUGGGAUCUUGGCUGUUAACCCAGAUCAUCCCCUCCUGCCCAGUUAUUAUCACAAGAAAAAUGUUAUUGUAAUUGGCGCUGGUGCAGCAGGCUUAGCAGCUGCACGACAACUGCAAAAUUUUGGAAUUAAGGUAAUGGUGCUGGAAGCCAGAGAUCGGAUUGGUGGACGUGUUUGGGAUGACCACUCUCUCGGUGUGACUGUAGGAAAAGGAGCACAGAUUGUUAAUGGCUGCAUAAACAACCCUAUAGCACUAAUGUGUGAGCAACUUGGAAGUAAGAUGUACAAAUUGGGGGAUAGGUGUGAUCUAAUUGAAGAAGGUGGAAGGGUGGUUGAUCCCACCAUAGACAAGUGCAUUGACUUCCAUUUCAAUGCAAUGCUGGAUGUUGUAGCAGAAUGGAGAAAAGACAAGAAACAAUUUCAAGAUGUGCCUCUUGGAGAAAAGAUUGAGGAGAUCUACCAAACUUUUAUUCAAGAAUCUGGAGUCCAGUUCAGUGAACUAGAAGCCAAAGUGCUGCAGUUUCAUCUUGGCAACCUUGAAUAUGCAUGUGGUAGCAACCUACAGCAGGUGUCUGCACGUUCCUGGGAUCACAAUGAGUUUUUUGCCCAGUUUGCAGGUGAUCAUACUCUCUUCACAUCAGGUUACUCUGCCAUCAUCAAUAAACUUGGUGAUGGUCUGGACAUUCGACUUAAUACUCCAGUACAGACCAUUAAUUACUCAGGAGAUGACAUUCGCAUUGGGACAGCUAAUGGAAUGUUAUGGACAACUCAGAAGGUCUUGGUUACUGUUCCUCUAGCUCUUCUUCAGAAAAACACUAUUCAGUUUUAUCCAGCUCUAUCUGAACGGAAACUCAAGGCCAUCAACAGUCUAGGUCAAGGGGUAAUUGAAAAGAUUGCCCUACAGUUUCCAUAUAAAUUUUGGCAGAAAAAAAUUCAAGGAGCGGAUUUCUUUGGCCAUAUUCCUCCCAGUCCUAACAAACGAGGACUUUUUGGAGUAUUUUAUGAUAUGGAUCCACAAGGUGAGCAUUGUGUUCUGAUGUCUGUGAUCAGUGGAGAUGCAGUGGCCGUCGUUCGGGAUAUGCAAGAGCAGCAAGUGGCUGAAUUAUGUAUGAGCGUCCUCAGAGAACUGUUUAAAGAAGAGGAAGUCCCAGAUCCAAUCAGAUAUUUUGUUACACACUGGAGCAAGGACCCAUGGGCACAGAUGGCUUACAGCUUUAUAAAGGCAGGGGGAAGUGGUGAGGCCUAUGAUAUAAUCGCUGAAGAUAUACAAGGAAAAGUGUUUUUUGCUGGGGAGGCAACUAAUCGACACUUUCCGCAAACUGUUACUGGGGCCUACCUGAGUGGAGUCAGAGAAGCGAGUAAAAUUGCUACAUUGUAAAAGAUGACUUUGUAAUUUAUAACUUAAGGUACAAGAAGAAAAUGUACAUAGAGAGUCUACAUUUCUAAACAAAUUAUUGCUGAUUAUUAUACAGGUCAAGUUUUAAAGAUCACUGAAAUUCUUGGCAAAACUGGUGUUUGAAAGUGCAAAAUGAAUAUCACUUUCAAACUGUCAGCAAAUAAGUGGCAAAGCUUCACAUGAAGACAUGGAAAACUAUACCAUUGCAAUACUCCAGUUCCAUUUAUAAAUGGUGUGGGCAAAGCUGCCUUCACAUUAAAUUUAUUUAAUAAAGUUACUGAGCAAAGCUCACAAUAUUAACAAGAGGUCACACUUGAGCGUCACUAGCUACUUCACAGGGUUUGAACUGUGCAGUUUGUUUUGUACAAUUAGCAUUUUUGAUUCUAACAUGUUAAAAUAGCUGCCACAGAAGCUGACCAGGGAGAGUUAGUUAAGGAAGCAUUCAAUGUUUGUAUUGUCUGAAUUCCAGCAGUUAAAGAUUUGUGACCUGACAAAAAUGCAGAAUACUAUUUUAAGAUAAAAUGUAAACUAAAGCUGGUUUCUCCCAUGACUUAGACAUGCCCGUGUUGGACUGGAGUGUGCAGAGUUUUUAAAAAAAAAUCACUACCAGGUUAUAGUCCAACAGGUUUAUUUGGGCGUGCUACUUCAUCAGGACACCCACCUGAUAAAGGAGCAACACUCCAAAAGCUAGUGCUUCCAAAUAAACCUGUUGGACUAUAACCUGGUAUUGUGAUUUUUAAACUUGGUUUUUCCAGUAAGGCUUUUAAUUCUUAAAGCACCAACUUACCCAGAUGGGGUAAAUCCUCUUGCUUUGGAAAUGCUGAGCAGCAGUGUAAUGCAUCACAGACUCUGGACCAAGUCACAAUGUCAAAAUUAGGUAAAAUAUCUCGUUUCCCUCCCUAUUUGAAAAACUCAAAUUGAGACAGAACAGUUUGGAAUGAUAAAUGACUAGUUUCUUUCUUUCAUUAAUAAAACCUGGUGAUUGUGCAGUAAGUCUGACACUGCCUUUUCUACUCAGUUAAUCUGGGCUAAUUAUUUUUGUAAAGUGUAUAGAAUGACAAAUGCAAGGAUAAUAAUCCUACUUGAACAAGGUUAAAGCUCCUGUAUCUUUGAUUUUAUAUAUGGUAAAGUACAGGAUUUUCUAGACCUGUAACUUAAAUCCUGUAUAUAAUUUGAUGUAAAUAUUUAGUUAAUGUUCAGAUCACCUGUCUGUGCAACCAAAUGAGUAAUAGUGUAGAGUCAAAUGCUGUUGAACAUGAGUUAUGCAAGAUCAAUAGGGUAGUUUUAUUCACAAAGCAAGUGGACUAAAUUAGUCUCAAUAUAGUGACAAACAUCAUUUUAAAAACUCCAUCACUAAAAAAAAACUCAGGUAUUUUAACAGCUGUCCUCCAAUUCCACUGGUCAAUUACACUAGACUGAAACAAUACUAAUUCACCAAUGUAACUGCCUCAGCCUACUUGCUAUUUAACUUGUUGCAAAAUUCAAGCCAGUUGCAUCAGUACCAAAAAAAUGUUUACUAUCUGGCAUUGAGUUUUUCAGGACCACUUUAAAUCUGGGAUUAGUAAUACUCAAGAUACCAAUCUCCUGGGAAUACCAAUUAAGUAAUAGUUACAUUCGAUGUUGUACUGUUAUUUCUGCAUCUAGGUCUGAAUGUCAUUGCAUAUCAUUAUGUAGCAGAAUAUGUCCUUUUGGUAGAUGAAAGGUACAACAUCUGGUCUCAGUUUCAAUACUAAAAUUUUAUUUGUUGAGAUUGUUUAAUUCAAUGAUUGGGUUUUAAGCACAAUUGACUAACCAGAGUAGACUGAACAAAAAUACCAUCAGGAGGAGGAGUAUUCUUGUACUGUGAUAACAUUUAAUCAUUAAUACAACUUAAUUUAUGUUUUGAGUAUUUGUUUCUCAUCAUUUUAAAUGGCCUUGCAGCAAGAUGAAAGUUCUACUUUUUCCAUUAGAAAGAUUACUUUCUGUAAAGCAUUAAUAACUUUGAUCAUUCAAGUUGUUAAUCAAAAAGGUGCUCAAGUAAAAUUAAAACAUGAACUAC